AUGCGAUCAUUCUUGACAACAUUGAUUCUGCUUAGCUCAUGCUUUGAUAUUCUUGGAGCUCUUGGGGAUGUUGGGACGGCCACGUAUUAUGUUCCUCCAUACUUGCCAACGAAAUGCAACGGUGACGACCAGAAUCAAUUCCCUUCGGAUGGACGUUUUGGUGCUGUGAGCGUGGCCUUAUGGGACAACGGAGGAGCAUGUGGUCGGAAAUACAGGAUACGGUGCAUCAGUGGCCGAAUGCGUCCGUGCACGAAUAAAUCCAUCGUCGUGCAAAUAGUUGAUUUUUGUAGAAAGGACCCAUGCCCAGCAACAAUGGCACUGUCAAGAACAGCCUUUCGUGCCAUCUCAAGAUAUCCCUCCAAAAUAAACGUCGAAUAUAUACUGAUUUAGCGAGUGCAUCCAAGCCUCAGAUGCAAGAGAAUUUUGGAUCCAUUAAUGUUUCAAGAUCA
Molecule: messenger RNA, 449 nt
Organism: Corylus avellana
Lineage: Eukaryota; Viridiplantae; Streptophyta; Magnoliopsida; Fagales; Betulaceae
Product: EG45-like domain containing protein
Source: RefSeq, a predicted model, not a curated record